Molecule: messenger RNA, 2388 nt
Organism: Dreissena polymorpha
Lineage: Eukaryota; Metazoa; Mollusca; Bivalvia; Myida; Dreissenidae
Product: cytochrome P450 2U1-like
Exons: 1
Coding region: 207-1688 (493 amino acids)
Molecular function (GO): monooxygenase activity; oxidoreductase activity, acting on paired donors, with incorporation or reduction of molecular oxygen; heme binding
Source: RefSeq, a predicted model, not a curated record
AAUGCGGAACAGCAUUCAAUGAUAAAGAGUUCAUAUUCUACAUUAUUUCGCAGUGCAAUCGAUUUUUGGUAUACACUUGAAACUGAAAACGACGCGGAAUAACACCGAUAACAUUUACACGUUUUUUACAAGUUUUUCAUUUCGAUGAAUGUGGUUCUAAAUAACGACUUAAAGCGUUUUUCAUUGGAUUCAAAAUAGCAUCUGAAAUGUUCGCUUUAUCAAUAUGUAAUUCACUUUUUGUGCUACUGGACGGUACAAGCGUACUUGUUUUCAUUGUGACAUUCCUACUGAUCUACUGGUCAACACGGAGACAUCCUGGCAUACCUCCUGGCCCUGGUCGCUGGCCGAUCAUCGGUAACCUGGGGUCGCUCGCGGGACCGGACAAACUCAAAGUAUUCCGAGAUCUUCGCUGUAAAUACGGCGACGUAUUUGCACUGUAUUUUGGUUCGGAACUUACCGUUGUACUGAACGGAUACGAAGCUAUAAAGGACGCGUUCUUAAAGCAAGGUCGCUAUUUUUCAUUUCGACCCGAGAAUGACUUCACAGCACGUUCAAUAACCACGGAUCUGGUAUUCGGUAAUGGUCCUGAGUGGAAAGCAAAACGUGCGUACAUUAUGAACGCUUUCCGUGAUAUAUGUUUUAUCAGGAAUGGCGCUGUCUUGGAGAAAAUUGUACACGAGGAACUAGACUUGCUAAUUGACGAUAUUACACACAUCGAGAAACCGUUUUGUCCAAGAAAAACAAUGUCACUUAGCUUUGCCAGUGUGAUGUUUAACAUCCUUCACGGUAAACGACCCGAACGCGGUGAUAAACGAUUUCAGUGGUAUCUUGACGAACUUGACUUAGGGUUUCAGCGCUUUCUAAAUACUCAAUUGCGGCAUUAUUGUUUCCCAUGGUUGGACAAACUUCCAGGUGACCUGCUUCUAUUACAAUAUACAAGCGACAAAUCUGCAAAAACGAUCGAGUAUUUUGAUGAAGUUUUUAAGCAGAGGGAGAUGAAUGCCCUACAAGGAUCACGAGACUGCUUGUUAGAUUUCUUCUUAUCCGAGGACUCCCCCUUGGCACGUGACGAGAUUUGGAAAUGUCAUCACGACCUCAUGGCGGCGGGAAGCGAAACGUCGGCUACCACACUCAACUGGAUGAUACUGUUUCUAGCUCUCUACCCUGAAGUUCAGGCCAAAUUACACGCCGAGAUUACGCGAACGAUCGGUAAAACGUUACCUGCGAUACGUGACCGUUCCGAAAUUCCAUACGUGGAAGCUGUGAUACUGGAAACUUUGCGGAUUGGAAGCAACGUGCCUUUGGCCGUGCCUCAUUUUGUGAAGGAGGACGUGUCAUUUAGAGGUUUCUUAAUACCCAACGGCACAACUAUCAUCGCAAAUGUAACCUCCGUGCACCACGAUCCAUCAGUGUUUCCAGAUCCUUUCGCAUUCAGGCCAGAGCGUUUCCUCGAUGAAUCCGGGCGUGUUUUGCAAGCAUCGGAGCAAGUGAUCCCGUUUUCUAUGGGUCAAAGGUCGUGUAUAGGGGAAUCCAUCGCACGCAUCGAACUGUUCCUGUAUGUGACAAGGAUUGUACAAAACGUGGAGUUCAAAUUACCUGCUGGUUGCAAAAGGCCAACACUUAAUGGUGUUUUCGGAAUAACGUACAGACCUGAGGACUAUAAUGUAGAUAUUGCGAAGAGGAAUUAGAAGAUCUAAACUUUGAGUGAAGCACAGUCAAUUUAAAGGUGACGUUAUUUGAUACGAAUCAUAUUGGAAGAAGUACGGCAACAUUUGACAUGUCAAUGGAAUGAAGAUGGUGUUGGUCCGUAUUCCGUAUUUUGUUGAAUUUUCAAAUGAGCACAGUAAGAUGUUUUAUCCGAAACACGUUUAAUAAUUUCAAUCUUAACCCGACGUUAACAAAUGCAACUUCAAAUAAACAGUGCUCUUGUAUUUCUUGUCGAUCAUUUUCUCGAAUAAAAGAGCGCUAAAAGUAUGCUACAUUUAUUCAACGGCACGCCAUCAGCAUGGGAAGAGUUGGUGUUGCGAUUUUUGUAUACAAACUUUAAAGCGAGGAGAACAUUUAGAAUUUGCAAUCUCUUGCACGACGGUUACAUUGCAUUCACCUCUGUGUUGGGCUCAGAACGGACUACUGAUAUGAAAGCGUCUCAUUCAUGUCAUGAUCAUUCCAAGCGUUCAUCAUUGAGGUUACAGUAUACUAAACAAUCUCUUGCACGACGGUUACAUUGCAUUCACUGCUAAAAAGAAAACCAUCUCAUACCAUGAUAUCUUAUAUCAGUCUUAAUUAAUUAUUAUAAAAUUGAUAUGUUUUUUUAUGUUAAGAAACCAACAUACAUAAAUACGUCGAAGCAAUGCCUAACGUCACUCAAUAAAAAUAUGUACAAUUGUU